AUGAUGUCUUUUCUCGAUAAGAAAGAAGAAUUUCUUCCUCAGCUACGACGCACCGUCCUGUCUACAAGUGGAGAAGGACGGCCCGAUAUCCUAAAGGCCUGGGAAACCUUCGUGGAAGCACGGUUUCGUCCUCAUACGGUCUCCCUUGCUCCACACCGACGGCAAGAGGAGCGCGUAUGGGAUGCCGAUCUCGAGCUCACUGCCCUUGAGAUGAUGGCUGUGAAGGCCCGUCAGCAUCGUAACAAGGCUACCACGGCUUGCUCACUACCACCGGAGAUCCUUGCAUGCAUCUUCUCGUUUGUUAGCUCGGAAUGGGCACCGCACGGGAAGGCAACACUGGGUGGCGCUCAUGCGGCCAAAGUUAGAUAUUCAUUGGGAUGGAUGCAGUUGCUUCAUACAUGCACUUCCUGGCGUCAGGUUGCGCUCGGCAUGCCGGAGCUUUGGACACAUAUACGAUGUCUAGAUCUGCACCCGCGAUCACUCCCGACCUUGCUCGCUCGUUCGCGUCUACUACCACUGACGAUACAUGCUGAUGGAAACACGACCAUGCCUGACGGUGUUGCAAAUCCGUCCGUCUCACGCGGCUGGCUCACACCUUCCGUAUUCCGGCGUACAAGGAAAUUGGUCCUCGAAAACAUCCCCAAUGCUCUCCUGCAAUUGUGGAUCAACGAACUACGGCAUCCUAUGCCACAGCUUGAGGUCCUCGAGCUGACUGGUUAUGGAACGUCGGACGGUCUCGAGCCCCGCCCCGUACUUUCUUCAAGCCUCUUCGGACGAACUGUGCCAACGAAUCUAAAGAACCUCAGCCUAGUCGAUAUAGGAUUCUCAUGGAGCUCUCACAUUCUCGCCACCAACCUCAGAUCGCUCAAGCUCCAGUUCACCGACUCUCCGCUCAAUGAUCCCAUCAUCGCCAACUCCAUGCCCAACCUCCAGCAAUUCCAUCAAAUGUUAUCCUCCAUGUCUGCUCUCGAAACGCUGGAGUUGGAGGAUGUAUUUCCCAUGGCCGCACCUAUUGACGCCCAGACACUCGUGUUCCCGGAACGAUUCAACAGCUUAACCAUGUACGCAAGCAAUGACAGCGUCACGUCAUGCUUAGAUCUCUUGGAAUGCAUGGCUCUUCCCGAAUGCGCCAAAGUGACAGUCAACCUCUCGACGAGAGACGACCUUGACGAACGAGUACCAGAUCUGCUCUCUCGACUCUUCGGCCACCGCGACGACGCUACCCCACGCGAGCUGAUGAUGAGCCGAUUUUCCAUUGGCAUGCAAUACGUUGACCACCCGCAAGAGAGCAUCAUGAAGGCGCCAAUACCCAGCUCACUUGGCUCGUGGGCAUCCUACCACAUGGCAGCAGGGGGCAGAGGGUUGUCUCUCGAGCCCGUCGGUGCUUCAUUACCGCUCAGCUAUCAGAUCAACUCUCUUCCGCUCAAGGCAUUACACACCAUAACUUGCGCUCACGACACGCACCGGUCCUUGCAAAGCGCUCUUGCCUGGUCAAACUCGUUCGCCACGGCCAAAAACGUUGAAAACGUCUCGAUAACAUUCGAUGCCGCGCUCCACCUCUUCGAGGCCUUGGUCGAGACCUCAGAUGAAGGCGACUUCAUUCUGUUUCCCAACUUGACGACGAUUUAUCUUCAUGCGCCGAAGAGGCCCGGCUACAAGACACAGACAAAGAUCGCAGAGCUGCAUCUGGCGUUGGAGGUUGCGUUAUUGGAUGCAGUGCAACUCCGCAGAGAAAAGGGCGCACCGAUCAAGAGUGUGCGGCACGAGUAUGGAGUCGGCUCUCGCGAUCUUUGGGACCGAGUGAAGGAGUUCGCCGAGAUCGACUCGUUUUUUCCACCGUAA
This is a messenger RNA of Peniophora sp. CBMAI 1063, 1842 nucleotides long. Lineage: Eukaryota; Fungi; Basidiomycota; Agaricomycetes; Russulales; Peniophoraceae. The record is from the annotation of a GenBank genome assembly.